CAUGUAUCAACUCAUCCUUGAUUCUCAAAGUCCCAAAUUACUCUCCUUCGGCGCACCACACCUUCGACACUCUCAUCCCCAUCAUCGAUCAUUUUCAAUAACGACCUGUUCAUUGUCGUGAUCUACUCGCAAUUGACCAUGACACACCCCGCCGAUCCCUGACCUCGCCAGAAAGCAAGAACCCCUCCCAUCCACCCUCCCGCACCUUUUUCGAUUCUCGAACCUCCAAUCUGCGCCUGCGACUUAAAACCCUCUUCCACAAGUAUCGUGGCCUUUCCUUUGACACUCCUGUGCGAUUCUCCUCGCCUCGAGCCAUGGAGCCCGACAAAAAGACUUGGAGCCCCGAGUCAUCCUCCGGUCCGUCCGCAUAUGAAGGAGAUAUGGGCGUUGUCAAGAGGUCAUUCGUUCGCCGCAUGACCGAAAGCUUCCAGCGCGAUCCCAAUGCCAGUGUUUUACAAAGUGCCAGCUUCAGUGCCUCCGAGCACAAAGGCUUGUUCGAUGCAGAGGCCGCCGCGCAAAACACAGCGUCGAGUCCUUUGUUGAGGCGGCUCAAGGGCAGACACUUGCAGAUGAUUGCAAUUGGUGGUAGCAUAGGUACCGGGCUUUUCGUUGGCAGUGGCAAGGCUCUGGCAGAUGGUGGUCCUGCGUCACUCUUAAUCGCUUUCAGUCUUACCGGCGUCAUGAUGUACUGCACAAUCCAGGCUUUAGGCGAGCUAGCAGUUCUGUUCCCUGUUGCCGGCUCGUUUGCUGCAUAUUCGACUAGAUUUCUGGACCCAGCAUGGGGAUUCGCUAUGGGUUGGAAUUAUGCCAUGCAAUGGCUCGUCGUCCUCCCGUUGGAAAUCGUCGCCGCUUCAAUCACUGUGGACUAUUGGGUUCAAGAUAUCAAGCUCAAUGCUGCAUGGGUCACCAUCUUCCUCUUGCUCAUCGUCGUCAUCAAUUUUUGCGGCGUCAAGGGCUAUGGUGAAGCCGAGUUUGUCUUCUCCGUCAUCAAAGUCACUGCUGUCAUAGGUUUCAUCCUCUUAGGAAUCCUGAUCAAUAUUAUGGGCGGUGUUGAUGAAUUCGGCCGUCCUAAUGGAAGCUACAUGGGCUUCAGACUGUGGCAUUCACCGGGCGCGUUCAACAACGGCUUUAAAGGGCUAUGCAGUGUCUUUGUGACUGCCGCCUUCGCAUUCGCAGGCACCGAACUUGUGGGUCUAGCUGCCGCCGAAACGGAGAACCCUAGGAAAGCCUUGCCCAGUGCCAUCAAGCAGGUCUUCUGGCGUAUCACCUUAUUUUACGUGGUGAGCUUGCUACUCGUGGGAACUCUUGUCGCAUUUGACGAUCCAAGAUUGUUGAACGGCGACAGUUCCGCCGACGCAAAAGCAUCGCCAUUCGUCAUCGCCAUCCAGAGUGCCGGCUUGGAAGUACUGCCUAGCGUCAUGAAUGUCGUUAUCAUGAUAUCAGUCUUGAGCGUGGGCAACUCGGCUAUCUACGGUAGCUCACGCACGUUGGCGGCACUGGCAGAACAAAACCAAGCACCACGCUUCUUUGCAUACAUUGAUCGCAAGGGGCGACCAUUGUAUGCCAUCAUAUUUGCUUCCUCCCUCGGCGUACUGGGUUACCUCGCCGCCUCACACAAGCAAACUGACGCCUUUGACUGGAUGCUGGCACUCUCUGGACUUAGUUCCAUCUUUACCUGGUCCUCUAUCUGCCUGGCACAUAUUCGCUUCCGACAUGCCUGGGCUACCCAGGGCCACACGCUAGAUGAAUUGGCCUUCCGCUCCCCUGUCGGAGUUGUCGGUUCCUGGGUCGGUUUCUCUUUCAACUGUUUGGUCCUGAUUUCCCAGUUCUGGACCGGCUUCUCGCCUGUGGGCUGGCACACCAUGACCGCCCGCGAACUUGUCAUCAACUUCUUUCAGGCCUACCUCGCCGCCCCAGUCGUCUUUCUGAUGUACAUUGGUUACAAGUUGUGGAAACGUACCUACGUGAUCAAAACUCGUGACAUGGACUUGUUUACAGGAAAGAGAGAGUUUAACGUCCGUCUCCUUGUCGCGGAAGAGAAGGCCGAUCGGCUUAAUUGGCCCACUUGGAAGAAGUGCUACAAGUUUAUUUGUUGAUAUGAUUUUAUGUUGGCUGUGCCUAGCGUCGAUGUUUAACGGCUCUGUGGUUGGCCUUGUGAAGCAAUUUUUGAGCCAUUGUUUAAGAGAAGAUAUCCACGAUGUUUGUUUAGCCUUUAGCCGGUGAAAUAUCCCAGUUCUGGCCUUCUGCGGGAGGAGGUUGUUCGUGCAGGUUCUUCCUUGAUGAGACAUACAUUUUCUCCCAGAAUGGAGAACCUUGCCAGAUAAGAAUGGGCGAUGAGAAUACCCUUGAUACAAUAGUUUCCAUGUGUAUCAUCAUAUAAUAAUGAUUUCGACAAAUCUUGCAACUUG
Exophiala mesophila is the source of this 2408-nucleotide messenger RNA. RefSeq lists its product as uncharacterized. Gene Ontology annotation, cellular component: membrane. The record is from RefSeq and is a predicted model, not a curated record. Gene Ontology annotation, biological process: amino acid transmembrane transport. Lineage: Eukaryota; Fungi; Ascomycota; Eurotiomycetes; Chaetothyriales; Herpotrichiellaceae. Gene Ontology annotation, molecular function: amino acid transmembrane transporter activity. Bases 315 to 2096 code for a protein of 593 amino acids. The transcript has 5 exons.